Trichomonas vaginalis G3 is the source of this 1347-nucleotide messenger RNA. Its product is annotated as DNAJ-like protein subfamily C member 16 family. The record is from RefSeq and is a predicted model, not a curated record. The transcript has a single exon. Lineage: Eukaryota; Parabasalia; Trichomonadida; Trichomonadidae. Bases 1 to 1347 code for a protein of 448 amino acids.
AUGCUGAUUUAUCUCUUCGUGGCGCAAACAAUUCCUGUUCUGCGCCACGAGGAUAAUCCAUACACUGUUCUUGGCUUAAGACCAGAUGCUUCACUCGAAGAUAUACAGUUUGCCUAUGAAAAAUUACUUCGAUUAUAUCGUGAUACAGAUAAUGAUGAUUUAUUCAGCGAAAACCUUAACAAAAUUACAGAGGCAUAUGAAAUACUAACAAAUCCUGAUCGUCGAUAUAUAUUUGAUCAUUACCGAAUAACAUCACACGAAAAGAUCAAAACAACUCGACAAAAAGCUACAGAUUUUGUAUCAAAAAUCAGAAAUAUCGGACGUGGUGACUUUUUUCGAGAAUACAAUCCAAAUCCUGUAAAUUAUUUUACACCACUAUAUGUUUCCCAAGAUCCUGAAGGGUUAUUACAAUUAAAUGACAGAUGCUUUGUGCUUGCAUAUAGCGAGAAUGACUAUAAUUCAUCAUUUGAUUAUGGAAGAGCAUUUGAGAGCGCUGCUCUUGACUUUUCUCCGUAUUUUUCUUUCUGGAGGAUCUCGCUUGAACAUAUGGGCGGCUGGUUUUUCGAUGCUUACAAAAUAAAUCACAGACCAGGAGUUGCUUACCUCAAAAGAAACAGCCAGAACAAAGUCGUCGUGAAAAAGACAAUUAGAACAACAGAUAAAGACAUUCUAAAGAAAUGGAUUACGAAUUUGACACCAGAUCAUAUUUUGAAAGUGUCAGAUGUAGAAGAAGCAGCAAAAUGGGUGAAAUCUGAACCAUACCAUACACAUAUUAUCUCAUUUGCCUACUCAGAAACGCCUCCUUUCUUUUUGCGAGCGAUGUCAUUUAAUUAUCCAACAAUUCGCUUUGCAUAUUUGAGAAAUGAGUCAGCUCUUUCGCAUUCUAAAUGGAAUUAUACGAAGUUUCCAACGACGCUUGUGUUUAGAGGUGGAAAUUCAUUUGAAUAUCGAGGAAAUAUAAGUUUAAACAUGCUGAGUGGGUAUUACUAUAGUCCUUUUGUUUGGAAAUUAAUGUGGGAGCACCAGAAUUUCUUAUUAUAUUGCGGAACUCGCAAAUAUCCAUUUAAUUAUUCUUUACACGUGACAAUUACAGAUCCAUCAUCUCUUUUCGCUUGGCUGAUCAAUGUAAAAGAUGGAGAUUGGAGAUAUAUAGACUCAAAUGCGCGGUUAAUGUAUAAUAUCGAUGAAAAUGGAGAUCCAGUUGGAAAACCUGUUAAACUGCCAUUUAUUGGUGGCUUAAUAGCUGCUCUCAGUUCAUCACACAUUAUGACUUCAAACAAACAAAUUAAUUGGUCAAUUUUUAUAAUUAUUAUUGGUUAUAUUAUUCAUUUAUGUUUUAGAGAUUAA